This is a messenger RNA of Leptonychotes weddellii (Weddell seal), 877 nucleotides long. The record is from RefSeq and is a predicted model, not a curated record. NCBI's taxonomy places the organism in Eukaryota, Metazoa, Chordata, Mammalia, Carnivora, Phocidae.
AGCAAUAAACUAGAGGAGAAAAAAAAACUUCAAGAAAACCUCAGAAGAGAAGCAUUUAGAGAGCACCGGCAAUACAAAACUGCUGAGUUCCUGAGCAGACUGGACGCAGAGUUUCCAGACAGAAGUACCCGUCAAAUUGCUCUUCGUGACCCACAGUCUUCAGCUUGGAGUGAAUUACUGGAAUUUAACCGACAGCAACAGGAGGAAGAAAGAAUCAAAGCCCACCAAGCUGAACACAGAAGGGUAAAUAAUGUUUUUCUGGACCGGCUCCAAGGCAAAAGUCAACCAGGUGGCUUCGAGCACUUUGGAGGCCAUUGAAAUAUGAAUAGUGGUGACAGCUGGGAUGUAUGAGAAAUACUUACUUACAUCUGUCCUUUGUCAACUGACCUGAAGAACCUCACUUGAUGAUUUUCCUUAAUGCUCCUUUGUUUAUCCUCACGGGUUUUAUCUUGACUUCAAUUGCCCACCCACUUCUCUGAACAACUGGGGAUGACCAGAUUUUCCCUGUCAUUAUUUACACAUGUUUGUAGGAGCUGAUUGCUGAGCUCAUAUUUAAUUUCUAUUGCCAUUGGAAUGUUACACUAUUUCUCUCAUUGGUUUCACAUCUUAUUGGGAGCCUAAUUACAGCAAUGUUAGUAAGAUGAAAAAGGAGGGAGUCAUUUGAUACUUUCAGGUUUGCAAGAGCUAUGGGUGCUGCAUGCUUGUCUCUCAAAGCAGUUAAUUCUUAUGUAAUUCUCAGAUCACAUUUGGGGAAGCUUUGGCAUUUUUUAGAUUUUAAGCUCUACUUAAUCUGGGGUACAAACUUGAGCAAAAGAAAAAAUCUUUUAUACUCUUUUAAACACAUUUAUGAAUAAAUUUUGAAAUACUUCUGUAUAAA